Messenger RNA from Notechis scutatus (mainland tiger snake), 947 nucleotides. NCBI's taxonomy places the organism in Eukaryota, Metazoa, Chordata, Lepidosauria, Squamata, Elapidae. The record is from RefSeq and is a predicted model, not a curated record.
UGUGGGGCGGCAUCCAUGGCUUUGGCUGGGCUCCCCCUGGUGCUGCUGGUGGGGACGCUGGCCCGGAUCCCCGGAAGCGAAGGGGGGAAGGAGACCCCCGUCCAUUUCCUCUACCAGGAGAAGUCCGAGUGCCGCUUCCUCAACGGGACGCAGCGGGUGCGGUACCUGUUCAGGAACUUCUACGACCAGCAGGAGAUUCUACGCUUCGACAGCGACCUCGGGAAGUUCGUGGCCAUCACGGCGUUGGCGAAGACGGAGGCGGACAGGUGGAACGCAGACAAGCAGAUCAUGCAGUACCAGAAGGUCGGAGUGGAUCGUUUCUGCCGACGCAACUACGGGGUGUACAGCUACGAGGCGGCCAAGAGGGAGGAGCGCGUGGUUGGCCGGAGAGCCAAGCCCACUGUCACCAUCUCCCCCACCAAGAUGGAUCCCACUUCCCCCAACACCAUCCUCCUCUGCACCGCCACGGGCUUUUACCCCCUGGAGAUCGAGAUCCAGUGGCUGAAGAACAGGAAGCUGGAGGAGGAGGGUGUGGCCUUCGCGGAGGAGUUCCAGAAUGGAGACUGGACCUACCAGCUCCAAGUGAUGCUGGAGACCCAGCCCCAGCGGGGGGAUGUCUACACUUGCCAGGUGGGGCAUGUCAGCCUGGAGGCCCCCAUCACCGUCCAGUGGGAGCCCCGUUCCUCCAGCUCUGCCAGGAGCAAACUCUGGACAGGGAUCAUGGGGGCCGUGAUAGGAGCGGCCUUCCUGGCUGUGGGGCUCUUCUCCUACCUGAAGAGCAAGAAAGCCACUCCCAUACAACCUCCUGCAGCCCUGAUGAAUUAAUCCUGCUCUCUGAUGCAAAAGGAUAUUUUUUCUUUAGUGGCUGAUGACUCUUUGUCCUGUUUGCAACCUCUAAGAAAUGGAGGCUGAAGGUGGCAGGUUGGGGGGAGGAGGAGGAUGGCAGC